UGUGGUUUAAUGUUAUAGUUGGAAAUGUUUCAGUCCUGGACAAGAAUUAAAUUAGUCAUCAUUUGGACUCGGUGUUGUCUCAGUCCUGGUAUCUUUUGGACUCGGUGUUGUCUCAGUCCUGGUAUCUUUUGGACUCGGUGUUGUCUCAGUCCUGGUAUCCUUUGGACUCGCUGCUGUCUCAGUCCUGGUAUCCUUUGGACUCGCUGCUGUCUCAGUCCUGGUAUCAUUUGGACUCGCUGCUGUCUCAGUCCUGGGACGGUGUGGAUGCAGCGGAUCAUGACUCUGCUGUAUGAGGAGCAUUUCCCAGAGUCAAAGAAUCAGAUGACGUUUCAGCAGAUGCCGUGGCUGGAGUUUCUGCUGCAAGGAGAUGAUUAUAACAUCCGUGCAUCACCCAGACUCUUCUGCUCCCACCUCCACGAGCACCUGAUGCCCCACGGCCUGCAGGGGAAAGGCAAGAUCAUCUACGUCACCAGGAACCCCAAAGACAUUAUGGUCUCAUACUUCCACUUCUCUCAGAUCAUGAAGCAGCUGGAGUGUCUGGACUCGUUUAAUGACAUGCUGGACAAGUUCUUCACUGGAUGGAUGUUGGGCGGCUGCUGGUUUGACCACGUUAGAGGAUGGUGCACCAACAAGGACAAGUACAACAUUCUGUUUCUCAGCUAUAAGGAGAUGAUCAAGGUGAGGCUUUCAGCACAGCUUAAAUCCACCGGUUCUCAUGCUAAGUAGACAUUAAUCUAAACACUUCAAUUUCCAGUCAAAACAGCAACCGUUAGGCAUGAGGUAGGAGUUUCCAAAACUGGAGUUCAAAAUCUACAGAGAAAAGCUCAAGAGAAAAUGUUCCUCCUAACAACCACCUGGAAGAGCUGGUAGCCACCAAAACUGCCCCCAUCAGAUAAACAGCACUGAAAG
Pygocentrus nattereri (red-bellied piranha) is the source of this 909-nucleotide messenger RNA. Its product is annotated as amine sulfotransferase-like. Gene Ontology annotation, biological process: sulfation. Lineage: Eukaryota; Metazoa; Chordata; Actinopteri; Characiformes; Serrasalmidae. The transcript is spliced from 4 exons. Gene Ontology annotation, molecular function: sulfotransferase activity. The record is from RefSeq and is a predicted model, not a curated record. Gene Ontology annotation, cellular component: cytoplasm. The coding region runs from base 25 to 726 and encodes 233 amino acids.